AGAUUCAUUUGAUUUCCGUUUCAUUACCAAAGUAAAGUCCGAAAAUAGUAUAGUUAGCAUAGCACUCUGCAUUCUGCAUCAACCAUGAUCCACACUUUCAUGUUUUCCAUAUGAUCACACUCGCGUCCCCAAAAUUCUCAAUUUUCCACUCAAUUCUCCACUAAAUCCCAACCCACCACGCAACUAAAUCCUUUUCCGUUUUCUCUUUCCCCCCAACAUUGGAGUAAAUCAAUGAUUCUCUUUGCAGCUCAAUUGUAGUUCGGUUUUUCAAUUUCUUCCCUUUCUCUAGCAUGCAUAGAUCUGGAGUUGUUAUGGCUUGGAAUGUGUUCAAGUUCUGCACUUCACUCCGUGGACUCGGCUAUGUUAUGAUUAUUUUUUUUCUUGGGAUUGUUGGUGUUACCUAUUAUGCUGUUGUCUUGACGAAUUAUGGACCUGCUUUGUAUUUUGGUGGCAUUGGUUCUCUUACCUCCUUAACGGUGUUGAUCUUGUUUCAUUGCUUGUUGGUUAUGGUACUGUGGAGUUACUUUGCUGUAGUGUUCACUGAUCCAGGAAUUGUACCUCCUAACUGGAAGCCUUCUGUUGAUGAGGAGAGAGGAGAAGCUGAUCCACUAAACGGGUUAGAAUUAAGUAAUUUGCAGUCUGAUGCUUCGAAUAAAAAUGUCCGGUACUGUCGGAAGUGCAGUCAACCCAAACCGGCUCGAUGUCACCAUUGUUCUGUUUGUGGACGUUGUGUGCUUAAGAUGGACCACCAUUGUGUCUGGGUAGUUAACUGCAUCGGCGCUCUAAAUUACAAAUAUUUUCUUCUUUUCUUGUUUUACACUUUUUUUGAGACCACUCUUGUGACUUUAUCAUUACUUCCAAAUUUCAAAACAUUCUUUGAUGAUGGAGAAAUUCCUGGAACGCCGGGCACUCUUGCCACAACUUUUCUUGCUUUUGUUUUGAAUGUGGCAUUUGUUUUGAGUGUCUUGAGAUUUCUUAUCAUACACGUAUCAUUGGUAGCUGCUAAUACAACCACUAUUGAGGCAUACGAAAAGGAAGCUACUUCUAAAUGGCGCUACAACCUUGGCACUAGAAAAAAUUUGGAACAGGUUUUUGGGACAGACAAGCGAUACUGGUUUAUUCCUGCUUAUUCGGAAGAAGAUAUACGAAGGAUGCCAGUACUUCAGGGCCUCGAGUAUCCAUCAAGACCCGGCUUCGACUCCCAAGAGUUUUAAGAGCUUACAUUGUCAACACCAGGAGAAACUACUUUUGCCUUUGUAACAGAAAAAUUGAAGACCCCAAAUCCGCGUGCUUUCAGUCUCUAAGAGAAUAUGCAGCAUGUAAGUAAACUGAAGACAAUUCAUUUGCACAGGCACAUAGUAUGAUUAAUGAUGUAUUCUCGAGAAGGGUGCUCUUGCCAAGUUCAAGUGACGGCGAGCAAUUGGGGCAGGUGGUAAUGAAGGUUUAACCAGUUAUUUGUCAAAAUAAAAUUAUUUUGUUGUCUCAGUCAGGAUUAUGAACUGUGUUGGAUAGGGAAUUUGCUUCUAUUCAAAUUUUUUUCCUUACACUGAUGUUAUUUUGAGUGAUUGCUGAUUGAAGUUUUGCAAUCAACUGUUCCUUGCAUGAAGAGGUUCAAAUGUAAUAUCACUAGUAUGUUCUUGUACAUACAUGCAAUUAACUUCUAAAUACAUUUUUUUUAAAAUUUAAACGUCAUUUAA
Cicer arietinum (chickpea) is the source of this 1697-nucleotide messenger RNA. RefSeq names its product probable protein S-acyltransferase 14. The record is from RefSeq and is a predicted model, not a curated record. Gene Ontology annotation, molecular function: palmitoyltransferase activity. Lineage: Eukaryota; Viridiplantae; Streptophyta; Magnoliopsida; Fabales; Fabaceae.